CACAGAAAUCCGUAGCAGUUCUGCAAAGUUCCUCUUGUACAGACAGCACAAUGAGUCUGGAUAAAGCAGAGCUCUGUGAUUCUUUACUCAGCUGGCUACAGACUUUUCAAGUGCCCUCAUGUUCCAGCAAGUACGACCUCACCAAUGGAGUGGCCAUAGCUCACGUACUGCACAAAAUAGACCCGUCCUGGUUUAAUGAGACGUGGCUUGGCAGAAUCAAGGAGGAGAGUGGAACCAACUGGCGUUUAAAGGUCAGCAACCUGAAGAAGAUUCUCCAGAGCAUGAUGGAGUAUUACCACGAUGUGCUUGGUCAGCAGGUGUCAGAUGAGCAUUUGCCAGAUGUGAGUCUUAUUGGGGAAAUGGGAGACGUGACUGAACUGGGCAGACUGGUGCAGCUGGUGCUGGGCUGUGCCGUCAGCUGUGAGAAAAAGCAAGAACACAUCCAGCAGAUAAUGACAUUGGAGGAGUCAGUCCAGCAUGUGGUCAUGACAGCCAUUCAGGAGCUGCUGAGCAAAGAGCCAGUGGAAUCAGGAAGCCCUGACACAUAUGGAGAUUUUGACUAUCAGUCGAGGAAGUAUUAUUUCCUCAGUGAAGAGGUGGACGAGAAAGAGGACAUCUCACAGCGCUGUCGAGACCUGCAGCACCAGGUGGCUGUACUGAUGGACGAGAGGGCAGCGUUGCAGGCAGAAACGCAGUCUCUGAAGGAGCGACUGAGCCGUGGGGAGCAGCAGGACGCCUCCACCACCAUCACAGGGAAGAAACUGCUGCUGCUGCAGAGCCAGCUGGAGCAGCUGCAGGAGGAGAACUUCAGGCUGGAGAGCCAGAGGGACGACCUGCGUAUCCGUGGAGAGAUGCUGGAGAGAGAGGUCGGAGACCUGCACCAGCGGAACGAGGAGCUGACCAGCCUCGCUCAGGAGGCCCAGACGCUCAAAGACGAGAUGGACAUCCUCAGGCACUCUUCAGAUCGUGUUGUGCGGUUGGAGGCGCUGGUGGACACGUAUAAGCGUAAGUUGGAGGAUUUGGGAGAUCUGCGGAGACAGGUGCGUCUCCUCGAGGAGCGAAACACUGUCUACAUGCAGCGCACUUGCGAAUUGGAGGAGGAGCUUCGCAGAGCCAACACUGUCCGCACCCAACUCGACUCCUACAAGAGACAGGUUCAUGAGCUGGAUGCCAAACAUUCAUCAGAAGCCAUGAAGGCAGAAAAAUGGCAGUUUGAGUACAAAAACCUCAAUGAUAAAUAUGAGGCCCUGCUCAAGGAGAAGGAGCGGUUGAUUGCAGAGAGGGACACACUGCGUGAGACAAAUGAUGAGCUACGCUGUGCUCAGGUCCAGCAGAACUGCCUCAGUCAGGCAGGUGAGUGUGUUACACCUUCACCAACACCGGUGGGAAACCUGGCGUCUGAGAUCAUGCCCACUGAGUUUAAAGAGACAGUGGUGCGUUUGCAGAGUGAGAAUAAGAUGCUGUGUGCUCAGGAGGAGAGUUACAGACAGAGACUCGCGGAGCUACAGACGCAGUUGGAGGAGUCACAGCGCAGUCAGAACACGCUGGAGACCCAAAACAGGCUAAAUCAGCAGCAGAUUUCAGAGUUGCGGUUGCAGAUUGAGGAUCUUCAGAAAGCCCUACAGGAGCAGGGCAGCAAGACGGAGGAUGCUAUAUCUUCUUUACUGAAGAAAAAACUGGAGGAGCAUCUGGAGAAGCUACAUGAAGCUCACUCUGACCUGCAGAAGAAGAGAGAGGUUAUAGAUGACCUGGAGCCCAGUGUGGACAGUAACAUGGCCAAGAAAAUUGAUGAGCUACAAGGGAUACUGAAGAAAAAAGAUGAGGAUAUGAAGCAGAUGGAGGAGCGUUAUAAACGUUAUAUGGAGAAGGCUCGGACGGUGAUAAAGACUCUGGAUCCAAAGCAGAAAACUCACAAUGAAGCACCAGAGGUUCAGGCUCUGAAGAACCAGCUGUCUGAGCGGGACAGAAAAAUCCAGCACCUUGAGAAAGAUUUUGAGAAGAGCAAAUCCAGACAUGAUCAAGAGGAGAAGCUUAUUAUCAGUGCCUGGUACAACAUGGGCAUGGCGCUGCAUCAGAAGGUGGCAGGGGAGAGGUCUGGGUCUCAGGCCCAGUCCUUCCUGGCCCAGCAGAGACAGUCCACUCAGGCCAGGAGGGGCCUUGGUGCUCGCCUGCAGCCCAGAUGAAACACAUACGCACUCAGAGAGAGCAGGCCACCCUGAUACUGCCCACUCCCAUGUCCCCUUGAUGCCUUAACUAGAAUUUUCUCUCCGUUCUGGACAACUGAAUGACUACUGACCUCUUGUGGUCAAGGCUGGUAAAUGUUCUAAAUUCAAAGACUACUCUCUAAGACUGAUGUUUGUGGGCAAGAGAGAGGGAAAGAAAAAUGAAGAGGUCUUUCAGAGAGAGAAGAGGAGCUCGGUCUUACUGUGGAUUGACAGAUUGCGGUGGAAGAAAAGACAUGUUCACAUUUCACUAGAAAUGUACCUCGUUUGAUCCCUCUGUGGUGAUCCCUGUAUGCAUAUUUUUCAUUAGUGUCGUGAAGGAUAUUUCUGAAGAACAAGG
Messenger RNA from Chanos chanos (milkfish), 2562 nucleotides. It is a transcript of the gene hook2, whose product is annotated as hook microtubule-tethering protein 2. Gene Ontology annotation, molecular function: microtubule binding; dynein light intermediate chain binding. The record is from RefSeq and is a predicted model, not a curated record. The transcript is spliced from 23 exons. The coding region runs from base 51 to 2183 and encodes 710 amino acids. Gene Ontology annotation, cellular component: centrosome; cytoplasm. Gene Ontology annotation, biological process: cytoskeleton-dependent intracellular transport; cytoplasmic microtubule organization. Lineage: Eukaryota; Metazoa; Chordata; Actinopteri; Gonorynchiformes; Chanidae.